UGACAUUUGGAUAUCACAACAUACACACAAUUUGUUAGUAUCACAUCAAAACUGUUGUAACCAAUGGCUACUUCUUCUUCUUUCAUAGCCAUAGUUAGUUUGGCUCUCCUCUUGGGGAGUGUCAACGCUCAACUUUCAACUAAUUUUUAUUCUAGUUCUUGCCCAAAACUCUUUUCCACUGUGAAAUCCACCGUGCAAUCUGCCAUAUCAAAGGAAGCCCGAAUGGGUGCCUCUCUCCUGCGCUUGUUCUUCCAUGAUUGCUUUGUCAAUGGAUGUGAUGGGUCAAUUCUCCUUGAUGACACAUCCAAUUUCAUAGGAGAGAAGAAUGCUGUCCCAAAUAAAAACUCUGCCAGAGGCUUCGAUGUAGUUGACAAUAUCAAGUCGGCAGUGGAGAAGGCGUGCCCCGGUGUGGUCUCAUGUGCUGAUAUAUUGGCUGUUGCUUCUCGAGACUCUGUUGCCAUUCUUGGAGGACCCAGUUGGAAUGUUAAACUUGGAAGAAGAGAUGCUAGGACUGCGAGCCAGGCUGCUGCUAAUAAUAGCAUUCCUCCUCCAACUUCUAACCUAAACCAACUCAUUUCUAGAUUUAACAAUUUGGGACUUUCCACUAGGGACAUGGUCGCUUUAGCAGGCUCACACACAAUUGGGCAAGCAAGGUGUACAUCCUUCAGAGCUCGCAUAUACAACGAGACCAACAUAGACAGUUCAUUUGCUAACACAAGGCGAUCAAACUGUCCAAGAACCAGCGGCUCAGGGGACAACAAUUUGGCACCUCUUGAUAUUCAAACCCCCACAAAAUUUGAGAACAACUACUACAAGAACUUGCUCCAAAACAGAGGACUUCUCCACUCUGACCAGCAACUAUUCAAUGGUGGAUCCACUGAUUCAAUAGUGCGUACCUAUAGCAACAGUGAGAGUACUUUCAAUUCUGAUUUUGCUGCAGCAAUGAUCAAGAUGGGAGAUAUCAGUCCACUCACUGGAUCAAAUGGAGAAGUAAGAAAGAACUGUAGGAAGGUGAACUAAGAAGGGUCUUUAAUUAUCUUACUGGGAUCGAGAAUAAAUAAUUUGGAACUUUUGUUUUAUGCAUAGAAUAUUAUGUGAUUGUGAUUUUUGGCUUUUCCGUAUGGAAUGUACCAUGGCAUUAUUGACCAUGUUAGUAGGAAAAAAAACACUUGAUGAGAUUGCAUUUUGUAUUUUUGUGAUCAUGUGGGAAUGUAAAAGAAAUUUUAUGUCCUCCUCAUAAAUUUUAUAUGCACACAAGCUUUAUUGCAAUGGCUA
Messenger RNA from Quercus robur (English oak), 1275 nucleotides. Its product is annotated as peroxidase P7. The coding region runs from base 64 to 1020 and encodes 318 amino acids. Lineage: Eukaryota; Viridiplantae; Streptophyta; Magnoliopsida; Fagales; Fagaceae. Gene Ontology annotation, biological process: response to oxidative stress; hydrogen peroxide catabolic process. The transcript is spliced from 4 exons. Gene Ontology annotation, molecular function: heme binding; peroxidase activity. The record is from RefSeq and is a predicted model, not a curated record.